Molecule: messenger RNA, 2254 nt
Organism: Peromyscus eremicus (cactus mouse)
Lineage: Eukaryota; Metazoa; Chordata; Mammalia; Rodentia; Cricetidae
Gene: Cttnbp2nl
Product: CTTNBP2 N-terminal like
Exons: 5
Coding region: 130-2022 (630 amino acids)
Source: RefSeq, a predicted model, not a curated record
UGGACGCUUUUCCACCAUGCCGAUGACGUUUUAGAUACCUGUCAAUUUUCUCAAACUUUCACUGAAGGAAACCUCUAAGACUUUGUACCGGAGGACUCGAGUGCAGCCACCAAUUACCAGACUUUCAGGAUGAAUCUGGAAAAACUCAGCAAGCCUGAACUCCUGACAUUGUUCAGUAUUCUUGAAGGAGAACUUGAGGCGAGGGACCUUGUCAUAGAAGCCUUGAAGGCCCAACACAGAGAUACUUUCAUUGAAGAACGCUAUGGAAAAUAUAACAUCAGUGACCCUCUCAUGGCUCUCCAGAGAGAUUUUGAAACACUAAAGGAAAAAAAUGAUAGUGAGAAGCAGCCAGUGUGCACAAACCCCCUCUCUAUCCUUAAGGUGGUGAUGAAGCAAUGCAAGAACAUGCAGGAGCGCAUGCUGUCCCAGCUGGCUGCUGCCGAGAGCAGGCACCGGAAGGUGAUCCUUGACCUUGAAGAAGAACGACAGAGGCAUGCUCAGGACACCGCUGAAGGAGAUGAUGUCACCUACAUGCUGGAGAAGGAGAGGGAGAGACUGACACAACAGUUGGAAUUUGAGAAGUCCCAAGUGAAAAAGUUUGAAAAGGAACAAAAGAAGCUGUCUAGCCAGUUGGAAGAGGAGCGCUCCCGCCACAAGCAGCUCUCAUCCAUGCUGGUGCUUGAGUGUAAGAAGGCCGCCGGCAAGGCGACUGAGGAAGGCCAGAAGGCCGGCGAGCUGAGCCUGAAGCUGGAGAAGGAGAGGAGCCGGGUGAGUAAACUGGAGGAAGAGUUGGCAGCUGAGAGGAAGCGAGGCCUGCAGACAGAGGCCCGGGUGGAGAAGCAGUUGUCUGAGUUUGAUAUCGAGAGGGAGCAGCUGAGAGCCAAGCUGAACCGGGAGGAGAACCGGACCAGAGCCCUCAAGGAGGAGAUGGAGAGCUGGAAGAAGCUUGUGAGAGACCUAGAGGCUGCCCAGCGGCACAGCGGCACCAGCGAGCAGUGCAGGGAGCCAGGAACCACAUCCAGAGGUACAGCCACAGAGCCCCCCGUGCUAGUGUCUGUCUUCUGCCAAACGGAGAGUGUUCAGACGGAAAGAAGCCACGGGAGCAUCUUGGCCAAGCUGGCAGACACUGGUCUUCCAGGUCCCACCACUCCUACUUACUCAUAUGCAAAAGCCAAUGGCCACUGUGACCCAGAAAUACCAACUACCAGGGAGUUGACCUCAGGCAGCAGCACAGAAAACCAAGGGCCUCCACGAGAGAAACCAGCGGAGAACGGUGGGUGUCCGGUAGGAACCGAGACUCCAGUCGCGAUGCCAAGUCACCUCCCUUCCAGUGGCAGCUCACUGUCUCCCAGCAGCACUGCCUCCUCCUCCCUGACAUCAUCUCCCUGCUCUUCCCCGGUUCUAACGAAGCGUCUCCUGGGGUCAUCAGUCAGCAGCCCUGGCUACCAGUCUUCCUACCAAGUAGGAAUCAACCAGCGGUUCCACGCAGCUCGGCACAGAUUUCAGUCCCAAGCAGAUCAAGAUCAGCAAGCCAGUGGUCUCCAGAGCCCUCCGUCCAGAGACCUGUCUCCUACCCUUCUAGAUAACUCUGCUGCCAAGCAGCUGGCCCGAAACACAGUCACACAGGUGCUCUCCAGAUUCACUAACCAAGGGCCAAUCAAGCCCGUCUCUCCCAACAGCUCUCCCUUCGGUACAGACUACCGAAAUCUGGCCAACACUGCCAACCCAAGAGGUGACACCAGCCAUUCACCUACUCCAGGGAAAGUGUCCAGCCCUCUGAGCCCCCUGUCUCCAGGAAUCAAGUCCCCAACCAUCCCCAGAGCAGAGAGAGGCAACCCUCCGCCAAUCCCACCCAAAAAACCUGGCCUCACCCCAUCCCAAUCUGCCACCACUCCAGUGACCAAAACUCAUUCCCAGACAUCCUCCUUGACUGCCACAGAAGACCUUGCCAGCAACUGCUCUCCCAGUGCCGUGGUGGCCAACGGCAAGGAUGUCGAGAUACUUUCGCCUACCAGCAGCUAGUCCUUAGGAGUGAGUCUCCACGUUUGACAUUCCAUCAGAUUUCGUCCAAGAGCUCAGAGUUAAACCUUGGAGUCAGAUCAUGUUAUUUAUUUUGAUAGUAGCUACAGCCAUCUGUAUAAUACAUUCAGUGUAUUUACCUUUUUGUAUUUUUUUAAGUAGAAACUGAGUACUUUGGAUUUUUAUGACUCACCUCUUUGUACUAAGCUAGAAGGGGACCUCAGACAUCUCAAGC